Clupea harengus (Atlantic herring) is the source of this 3903-nucleotide messenger RNA. Its product is annotated as sterile alpha motif domain-containing protein 3-like. The transcript has 6 exons. Lineage: Eukaryota; Metazoa; Chordata; Actinopteri; Clupeiformes; Clupeidae. Bases 2335 to 3864 code for a protein of 509 amino acids. The record is from RefSeq and is a predicted model, not a curated record.
AACAGAAUAUUGUAGGUAUUGAACUCAAGCUCUCGACUAUUACUGUUAGCUUGCCGCUAACACUUUAACCAAAAACCCAUUGGAAAACAUAGUGGCUAGCUUGCUGCUAAUAAGUUACCUAUAACUAGGGUGACCAGACGUCCUCUUUUACCCGGACACGUCCUCUUUUACAGGACUUUUUAUAUGUCUAAUCGACUCGGUUUGUUGUUUAUAUGCUACACGAAUGCUGUGAGGUCAAACAGAAUUGUGUAGGUCUUGAACUCAAGCUCUGGACUAUUACUGUUAGCUUGCCGCUAACCCUUUAAGCGAAAACCCAUUGGAACACAUAGUGGCUAGCUAGCUAGCUGCUAAUAAGUUACCUAUAACGCUUAAUUGAUUGUUGUUUACUUUGCACAUGAGCACAUUUUGGGACGAAUGACCCAAUCCAAUAUUAGCGAUCUCAGUCACUACGCGGAGUUUGAGUAUCUAAUCAUGUAUUUAAUGAUGACUUUAUUGACAACACAAAACUGUGGGUGCUUCCAACAUAACCGCGAGCGCUAAAAAGCAAAGCCCACCUGGCUGUCCCUAGCAAAGCUCAACUUUGCUAAUGUGCAACAUUAGCGCAGCACUGCAACCGAACAAAAGUGAUUUUCCUGACCACGCCCCCCAUCCGACUUUACGCAUGCGAUUUAACGCAUGUAAUUUGUGCCGUGGACACGUACAGUUAAUCUCUGAUUCGCCUUCCGAAGCAGAAGGCGGUGCUAAUGCGCAUACUACACUGAUUCCUUAGCUCUGGAAAAAAAACUGAAAAGUUUAAACGGUUGAGAGUUUGGCGGGAAGCAACAGAAGGCCUGCAGAAAGUUACUACCUACACGGCAGCAUUCAGCAUUACUCGACUUACUGUAAGUUUUGAAUGUUAAUAUUUAUUCACUUUUACUUCUUUCAUACAUUUGUUGGUGUGUUUGUCUCAAAGAGCGUAGACCUUCUCUAAGCCCCCGCCCUUCACUGGCUUAUCACGGGAGUCUUGUAGGGCAUUGCCAACUUGGUGACGUUAAGUCAGAUAUAGGUUAGCUGCUAAAGGGCUAGCCACUUAGCGGACCACUAAUGUUACACACUCCAGUCACUAGACUAUUACGGCUGCGAGCAACCAUAUUCUUCGUGAGUGGUCUUGAAUGAAUCCUGGCGACCUAAGCUUACAAGCAAAGCAAUGAUUAUAUAUGUUUAAGAAUUGGUGUUUAAAACAUUCAAAGAAUGUGUUGCUAGUGCUACCCCCCACCCCUCAUUCCGCUAGCAGCACAGCGUGUUUUGGGGGACUUUCCCUUCAUGAUACAGACUAAAUUGUAUUUGCCAUAGUCUCAGUUUACUAUUGAUAGAUGUAUUUUGUAUUGGGUAACGUAUUUUAACGUACUAAAUGGAACUUGCACCUAAUAGUGAGGACGUGUAAAUGUUAAGUUAUAACUAAGUGUUACGUUGAAACUCUGCUUGGUGCAACCGCUUAUUUUUUAGUAGUGCGUAAAGUCGAACGCAUGGGCCAUUUACGUCCACCGUAGCCUUUUUAAAGGUUAUUAAAAGAGCAUGAACGAGCAUAAUAGGGCCUCUUAGCUCAAACUGAGUUCCUACACUAAGAGUUCACGUUCAACUGCCCGCCCACUUGUGCUGCGUCGUUUUUAAAAUAAAAUAAAUGCCAUUAUUGUUGAUUAACCAUGCAGAUAAGUGCAAGUGCUGCUGCUUUUCGUUACAGUAGGCUAAGGUUAAUUUUGCUUGAUGGCUUUAGUAGCUUGACACUGGGGAUCAAAUGAAAAGAUCAUUAACAGGGGAAUUUAUGAAUGGAAGUAUUUAUAAUUUGACACUCUUUGAAUGCUUCUAAUUGUUCAGUUUCAGAUCAGUUUAUGCCCUUUCAUCUCCCUGUUCCAGUUUCAUGAAGUUAAGACAGUUAAGGAAGACAACUGGAGAUGUGAUAAAGAUACCAGCUCUACCAGAGGUUGCUCAAGUACACAUUAGAGAACAAACAACUAGUGACACAAUCUACAAGACAACAAAUGUGACCAUUGAUGGCACAGACUAUGUCUGUGGAAUGUUUCUGUCUGUAGGAGUCAGUGGUGGACUGUCGACAUUUGGCAAAAUAGAAGAGAUCUUUCUUGUGAAUCACAACGUAUCUUUUCUGUGUUGUGAUUAUGACUCCUGGUAUGUAGAACAUCUACGGUCCUAUGAGCUGUCAACUGCAGACAUAAGCCUGUCGAUCCACCUGCAGUCUGGUCUGAAUGAUACAGUCCCUCUCUGCAUACAAGAUAGACGGCUCGCUGCUGCUGACCCCCAAGCGGUUCAUUCAAGUGAGACAGAACUGAGUUCAGCACAAUGGCAGCUGCAUCCCCACAACCAAUGAUUCUUCGUGUUGUUGAGCCAGACCAGGCUAGAAAAUUAAAACUCAGCUCACGACCAACCUCUGUUGAUGCACUGAUCAACAUUAUAAAAGAACAGCUGGAAAUCAACCUUGACUUCGAUUUGCUUUACGAAGAUCCAGACUUUGAAGGGAAACUUACUUCCCUUACAGACAUUGAGGAAUUGCCACAAAAAGCUGUUGUGCACAUCUCACUUUCACAAGACUCCAGCUCUAUUGCAUCUACUGUUCUACUUUCAGAUGUGUCAUCUCCAGAGCGUCUCAGCAGGUGGCCUCCAGGUCCUUUCCCUGUUCCCACAUUUGCAUUUGAUGUUGAACUAAAACUUAGAGAUGGAAAUGCGGAAUAUAAGAAGAACAACACGCACCUUAAGUUGACAAGAGACCUAAAGCACGACAUUUUAGAAAAGCUUGCAUCUACUAUAUAUGGUUUUAAGGCUUACCCAAGUGAUAAAGAGAUUGCAAAGGCUGCUGAGGCUCUUGUAGCCAAACAUCCCUGCUUGAAGGAAGCAGGAUCUGAGACUGGCUGGAAUGGAUGGAAAAACUCCAUCAAGUUUAAGAUGGGCAAUUUCAGGAACAAGAUGAGACGGGCUGGAUGUCAGGAGGUCACUGUUAAUGCUGGAAAAAGAAGUAGAAGUUAUCCUGAAAAUGAAUCUUCACAUUCCAACAUUAAAAGACCCAAGCGAGCAGAAGUCAACUUCCUACCAAACUUUCCCCAAGGAAAGGAUCCUUCAAGCCUUGAGCAGUUGAGGCAGACAAUUGUUGAAGAAGUCAAGAAGACUGAGAAGAACCUGCCCCUCAUUAGAAAGAUGAUGGAGACCACAUUUCCCCUACGCCGACAGACCAUAGUGAUGUCCUGCCCACCAGUGAACGAGCUCAUGGACCUCUGGCCUGCUCUCAAAAUAGAGUCUGAGUUGUAUGCAGAGUUCCAGCGGAUUACGAAUCAGAACCUGCCCAACACAUUCUAUGCUGAGCUUGACCGCCAUCUUCCUCGACUGAUGACCUUAUUCAGACAGAAGGCAUCAAAAACUGGAAAGACAGCAGAUGCUCUGGCUGAAAUUUUAAAAAUCCACGAUGAACUGGAAAUCCAUGACAUCCACACCAAGCGCAUUACUGUUCUCCACGCCCUUCCAGUGUAUCUGCACGAGGACGUUUCUGGAUUUUUCAGAACCUGCACAGACGAGUCUGAUGAGCUGGAGCUUGAUGGCGUUGCAGUGGCCCUCCUUACGGUCAUCAGUGACAAUGACACACGUCCAGUUCACCACCACCCUGUGAGAAUCUCUGUAAUCAUUGAAAGUGAUGCCGUGGUCAGCCUCCCCAGACUUAGCGAUGCCUUCCUGGUAAUCUUUGGACUGAUAUAUGCACUACACCUCAGCUACCCCAAAGCACUGACCAACACUUUUGAAUUCACUGAAAAGAUUUUACUUGGUCUAGAAAGUGGUAAACUGUCACCCAGGUUGCAGACCCUCAAGAAUGACUUGUUGAUGUAAGUGACUGAUGGAGGAGGUGGAGAGGGAGGUGACUGAUGG